Mytilinidion resinicola is the source of this 1672-nucleotide messenger RNA. RefSeq lists its product as uncharacterized. The transcript has a single exon. The record is from RefSeq and is a predicted model, not a curated record. Bases 1 to 1527 code for a protein of 508 amino acids. NCBI's taxonomy places the organism in Eukaryota, Fungi, Ascomycota, Dothideomycetes, Mytilinidiales, Mytilinidiaceae.
AUGCCACGACCAAGCUCCCGCAUCCUUCACGCCCUCCCCCGCCACGCCUCGACCUCGACCUCGACCUCAACCUCGACCGCCCGCUCUCUGAACCCACCCGCUAUCCCCUCUUCCUCCGCCACACCCUUCGACAUCCCCUCUCCCUCCAACGCCCCCAUCUAUGCCUCCUCCUCCUCCUCCUCCGACACCCCCCUCGAUCCCACAAUCCCCCCACCUCUCCUCCACACCCUCCAAACCCUCCUCUCCCCCCUAACCCCCCUCGCCUCCCUCCGCCACGCCCUCCUCCACCCACCAACCCGUCCCCACCACCAAAAACUCCCCCCCGACUCCCGCUGGCGCCGCGCCCAUCGCCCUCUUGAGCGCGCGCAAGACCGCGCAGUCCACGCCUGCAUCCGCCGCGCCGCCGCGACCGCCUCCGCGCCGCAGCUCAGCUUCCUCUACCCCAACCCCGCCGCGGCCGCCGACGAGGGCGCGCGCAUCGGCUCCCUCGCGAUCGGGCUCGCACUACAACGGCAACUACACGAAUGCGCGAGUGCGGAGGCGCUGCUCGGGAUCGUGACGCGCGCGCUCGCAGAGCCGGUGGCGCGGGCGGCGUUGCUGGGGCGGCUGGACGCUUUGGGGGGCGCGGUGGAGCGGAUAGUAGCGGCGCGCGGGGAGAGGGCAGCCGCCGCGGGGUGCCUGAGGGUGCUGAAUGCGCUGCUUGCGCGGGUGAGGGCCGCGGGGGAAAAGGACGCGGAGAGGGGGGUGUUGGGGCUUGCGGCGGGAGUCGCGGCGAAAGUGGGCGCGCCGAGGGCGUUGGGGGCGUAUCUCUGCGCGUUGAGGGAGGGGAGGUGGGGGAUUGAGAGGGAGGUUUUUGAGAGGGUGUGUCGGGGGGUGAGGCCGUGGUUGGGGGCGGAUGGGGAGGAGGGGAGGGGGGAGAUGAUGCGGAGGGUUGUUUUUGGGGGGAUUGGAGGGGAUGAUGGGAGGGAGUGCCAUCUUGAGACGUUCUGCGAGCGCGAGGACGAGGCCUGCCAUUGGGCGUGGGCGGAGCUGCUGGCAAUCACGAAAUCCGUGGACAAGCUGGUGGAGGAGUGGGAAUGGAGGCGGGCGUGGCUGCUGGAGACGCAGAAAGGCCCUGAGCGGCACCAGACGUACCAGUGUGAUCGGGGGUUCAUCGGCUUGAUGGAGGUGAUAUCGAGCAACACCGCGUGGGACAUGUUCCACAAGUCGAAGCUGAGUUUGAGCGAUCUACCGCUGCAUCUGAGGUCCCGCCUCGUUAAGAACCCGCCGCCGGGCACGGCGUGGACGAAGGAGAUGGAGGAAGCGUCGUUGGAGAUGCUUCAGGGGGAGCUGGAGAAAGUGGAGUCGAGGCUUGGUGUUCAGUGGAUGCAUGGGGAAGCGGGUGAAGAGGGCAUGCAUAGAAGGGCCGUCGAUGAGGAAGGGGUAGGGACGGCUGAUUAUGUGUCAAUUUGGGAUUGGGCAGCUGAGAUGAGUUGGGGGGAGGAGUUGGGGAAAGAGUUGGAGAAAGCGAGAGAGCAGGAGGCUUGAUGUGUAUGGAAUACUGGUUAGAUGUGUAUAGUACGAAAUGUAGAUAUGAGGCUUCGACGGUUGGGAGCCGUUGCUCUACUGAUAAUAGACGGAGCUACUCCUAAAUAGCAGCGAGACAAGUGUCUUGGAACGGUUUGUAGCCGCU